AGAGAGAAAUAUAGACAUGUUACAGUCACAAUGUCAAAAGAGUUAGUUGCACGCAUUUGUCCUGCGAGUGCUGUUCCAGCGGUUCUUUAAUCCUGUAUGUAAAUGACAGCCAAUAGAUGCUGUUGUUGAGUUGGGCUGGGAUUAGCGGAGGCGAAUGACUUUCAAUUUUACUGGAUUACAGAACAAAGAAAGGGGAAAGGGGACACACUCCUCUGGUAAAGAAAACAGAAAGAAAACGGGCCAAAUUGAUCAAAUGAAUCACGUCGAUUGCAUUUCAACAGGCUACGAACCAUUCGAGAUUAUGACAUUUUACAAAGUCGCUGUCGCCUUUCUUUAGAUGGGAAUUCAGCUCUCACUGGUGGAUUAAACGGAGAAUAAACCUAUUCCGGGAUUGGCAGCAUUAAGAAGAAUGGCACAGAUACGGAAGCUUGGCUGUGAUGGGAUGAGGACCAACCCUCGGCCAGAGCUCAAAGUUCCCCAAGUGUCAGCCAGACAAGAAAUCCUCACCAGCCUAGUGUCUGCCCUGGGCUCUGUGUGCUCUGCCAUGUCUAAACUCAAUGCUGAGGUGGCCUGUGUCACUGUGCAUGAAGACAGCGUGAUCGCCGUGGGAACAGAGAAGGGAAGAAUCUUCCUAAACUCCAGAAAGGAAAUACAGACAGACUUUCACAAAUUCUGCAAAGUGUCCUGUCUGCAAGCAUUGACCGCCAUGAACUCCCACGCCAAAGUUCCUGAUGUGGACUGCAGCAGGACUGGCAAAGACUGCGGGCAGCAGGGCAGACAGAGAGCCUUAACAGACACUCAUUCCAACAUCUUCGUCCUGAGGAAGAUGGUGGAGGAGGUGUUCAGCGUGCUUUAUAGUGAGGCUGUUGGGAAGAGCAGCCUGGUCCCUGUGCCUUAUGACUGGAUUCUCAAGGAUCCCAGCUCAGUGGUUGUCUACGGCCUGCCUGAUGGUGUUUCUGUGAGAAAGCCUUCGGAAUACGACACCAGGACCUUAAUGAAGAUCUUAGAGCAGAGCAACCGCAUUCGCUUCAUAGUCAAAAGAACACCAGAGGAACCCUCUCGGGAUGCCAAAUACUGUCCGGAAGUCAACCAUCACUCUUCGACCUCAAAGAGCGUAAGCAACCACGCCUCUGUCAAACCCUCUGUGCAGGAAGCGUCUGCUAGCAACUCCAUGCUCUCCAGCUUCCUGUACGGCAUGCCCAUGUCCUCCCAGCCUCACCCAGACAGCAAGCUGGACCUGAAGCCCACAUCACUGCACAGCAUAGGUAAAGAGUGGCUGGGCAUGUGGGUGUCCGCUGACGAGAAAGCGGUUCAGGCCAAGGAAUGUGCUGACAAUGGCGAGAGAGUAGGGCUGGCAGCAGAUCUUACCCAGAGCCCUCCCAGCAUUCAUGUCUCCAAGCGCCUUCUGUUCUCCAUAGUGCAUGAAAAAUCAGAAAAAUGGGAUUCGUUCAUCAGGGAGACUGAGGAUAUCAACACCCUUCGAGAAUGUGUUCAGAUCCUCUUCAACAGUAGAUAUGCUGAAGCAUUAGGCCUGGAUCACAUGGUUCCUGUGCCAUACCGGAAAAUCGCCUGUGAUCCUGAGGCGGUAGAGAUCAUUGGAAUUCCAGACAAGAUUCCCUUCAAGAGACCAUGCACUUACGGUGUGCCUAAACUCAAACAGAUCCUGGAAGAAAGGCAUGCUGUCCGCUUUGUUGUUAAAAGAAUGUUUGACGAACGAAUUUUUACUGCUGCUGGUAAAGUAGCUAAGGAUGAGGGCAAACAGGAUGGUGCCGCUCCUGAGGACGGAUUCCCAGACGGCCUCAGGGUCCCGAGCUCUUCUCUAGAGCUGAUCAGCAACACUCACAGUAGCAGAUCAACAAGCUCCUGUGUCAGUCCUUUGGCUGAGUGUGAAGCAGGGCCAUCUGGGGACUGUCUUCCUUUGAAAAAGAUCAAAACGGAGCCCCCAGAUGGUGAAAUUAUCCAGGUGACAGUGCCAGAGUCCAAUACGUCUACAGAAGAGCUAAGUGAGCCUCAGGCCGAGCGGGUGACCCCUGACCUCUGUCGUCCCAAGGAGCCUGUAGCAGAAGAUUUAACGCCGAAGUCUACAACUCAAGGGCUCAAGAGAGCUGUUGAAGAAGACAUCGGAGAGAUGAUCCUUCAGCUGCGAAAUCAAGUCGAGAGCCUGUUCAGCUCCAAGUACAGUGAGGCUCUUGGUCUGCCUGAACCGUCUAAAGUGCCGUAUUCCAAGUUCCAGAUGUAUCCAGAUGACCUGUAUGUCACAGGGCUGCCAGAAGGGAUGACUUUUCGAAGGCCGAACUGUUUAGGAGCAGCAAAACUUCGGAAGAUUCUUGCCGCCAGUAGUCAGAUUACAUUUGUUAUAAAGAGGCCAGAAUUGUUGACAGAACAGGUCAAACAUGAAGGUGUCUCUAAGACGACCUCUGAUUCAGAGACUGACUCCAAAGACCAAUCAGAUGACCCGGGACUUGCCUCCAAAAGACCAGGAUUCUCAGACAGUUUAGAGGCCAAGCUCUCCCGUAUCGACUUGGCGAACACUCUGCGAGAGCAGGUCCAAGACCUGUUCAACAGGAAAUACGGCGAGGCACUGGGCAUUAAGUAUCCUGUGCAAGUGCCUUACAAGAGGAUCAAGAGUAACCCUGGCUCAGUGAUUAUCGAGGGCUUGCCCCCUGGCAUCCCCUUCAGAAAACCCUGUACCUUCGGCUCACAGAAUCUAGAGAGGAUAUUAGCGGUGGCAGACAAGAUCUCUUUCAGUAUUACAAGGCCUUUCCAAGGGCUUAUUCCCAAGCCAGCACCACGACGAAUAACCAUAUUGAAGAAAGGUUACACCCCAAUAAGUGGUAAGAAUAAGGCAUCAUUUAUGAUAGAUUUAGUGUUGUGGUUA
Sinocyclocheilus anshuiensis is the source of this 2878-nucleotide messenger RNA. Its product is annotated as general transcription factor II-I repeat domain-containing protein 1-like. Gene Ontology annotation, molecular function: DNA-binding transcription factor activity. The transcript is spliced from 22 exons. Gene Ontology annotation, cellular component: nucleus. NCBI's taxonomy places the organism in Eukaryota, Metazoa, Chordata, Actinopteri, Cypriniformes, Cyprinidae. The annotation marks the transcript as partial. The record is from RefSeq and is a predicted model, not a curated record.